Gracilinanus agilis (Agile Gracile Mouse Opossum) is the source of this 1691-nucleotide messenger RNA. It is a transcript of the gene SLC35F6, whose product is annotated as solute carrier family 35 member F6. Gene Ontology annotation, cellular component: membrane; intracellular membrane-bounded organelle. Gene Ontology annotation, biological process: transmembrane transport. The transcript is spliced from 6 exons. The record is from RefSeq and is a predicted model, not a curated record. Lineage: Eukaryota; Metazoa; Chordata; Mammalia; Didelphimorphia; Didelphidae. The coding region runs from base 116 to 1231 and encodes 371 amino acids. Gene Ontology annotation, molecular function: transmembrane transporter activity.
UCUGCUAGUCCAGCCCUGGGCCCCCAGCCCUACUCCCCAUCCCCGGGUCCCGGGAGUCACGCGGAUCCCGGCGGCGGCGGCGGCUUUAGAGCAGCUGCCUUUGCACUGCCUGACCAUGGCGUGGACCAAGUACCAGCUGUUUCUUGCCGGCCUCAUGCUGAUCACUGGCUCCAUCAACACCCUCUCGGCUAAGUGGGCUGACAACUUUGAGAGUGUGGGCUGUGGAGGAAGCCAGGCCCACAGAUUCCAGCAUCCUUUCCUCCAGGCAGUGGGCAUGUUCCUGGGGGAGUUUUCCUGCCUGGCAGCCUUCUACUUACUUCACUGCAGAAUUUGGGGGAGCACAGACUCUAGUGUGGAACCCCAACAGCCAUUCAAUGCUCUCCUCUUCCUACCACCCGCCCUGUGUGACAUGACUGGGACCAGCAUCAUGUAUGUGGCCCUGAACAUGACAAGUGCCUCCAGCUUCCAGAUGCUUCGUGGGGCCGUGAUCAUCUUCACAGGUCUUCUCUCUGUAGCUUUCCUGGGACGGAAGCUGCUGCCAAGCCAGUGGGUGGGCAUCAUUGCCACAAUUGCUGGCUUGGUGGUCGUGGGUCUGGCUGACCUCACAAGCAAGCAUGAUGAUCAGCAUAAGCUCAGCGAUGUAAUCACAGGAGACCUGCUGAUCAUCAUGGCCCAGGUGAUUGUCUCCAUCCAGAUGGUGCUGGAAGAAAAAUUUGUCUACAAGCACAACGUGCACCCUCUUCGGGCUGUGGGCACUGAAGGAUUCUUUGGCUUUGUCAUCCUCACCUUGUUGCUGGUGCCCAUGUACUACAUCCCUGCUGGCUCCUUCAGUGGGAACCCUCGGGGGGUGCUAGAAGAUGCACUGGACGCCUUCUGCCAGAUAGGAAGGCAGCCGCUGAUCAUCGUGGCUCUGCUAGGCAACAUCAGCAGCAUCGCUUUCUUUAACUUUGCUGGCAUCAGUGUCACCAAGGAGAUGAGUGCCACCACCCGCAUGGUACUGGACAGCCUUCGUACUGUGGUCAUCUGGGCCCUCAGCCUGGCCCUGGGCUGGGAGACUUUCCACCCACUGCAGAUCCUAGGUUUCUUCAUCCUCCUGCUGGGCACAGCUCUCUACAAUGGGCUGCACCAGCCCCUGCUGGCCCGUCUGCCCUGGUGUCAGCCCCCAGGGGAGGAGCAGGAGCGGGAAAGGCUGCUCGAGGGCAGCCAUACCCCCAUCAAUGAGAACAGCUGACUCUCUGCCAGGCCUGCUAUGGACUGAGCCAUGCAUUUUAGGUUCCUUUUCCUGGAGGACCGAGAUCCCUGGGAUCCUGUGGAGGAACCUGGGAAAUAGGGUGUCUAAGGUCCUUUCUCCCACCUCGUUGCCUUCUCCUUCAGGAGAACACUGGAUGUGCCACUGAAGUUGAAACCUCCUAUCCUUUCCUCUGACAGUGUUUUACAGCCUCCUUGGGUCCAGGACAUACCUUAAAAGACCAGAGAGGACCCAGAGACCCAGGCCAAGGGCCUGUGCUCCCCUGUGUACACCUCCAGCCUCAUGUAGAGUGAGGACUUGGACUGAACCAGGCACCUGAAUUGUGUUGAUUUGCCAGAUUACAAAUCCAAACAGAAUGUUAAUCAUUUCCCUUGAAUCAUGAAUCAGAUUUAGUUUUCUAAAAAAACAAACAAACAACACUUCAGAACCAGUCUUACUUAAA